UUAAUUAAAACAAUGAAACGUAGCUAAAAAAUGUUAAUUUAUCGUUGUAAAUAUUUGUAAAAACUAGAGAUAAAUUGUGGUAGUUACAUGGAUUUUUUUUGUGACAAAGACUUAUACGAACUAAUGUUAAUUUCAAUUGAUUGUGGACUAUAAACAUUGUGACAAAAGUCGGCGAUAAUAAAUUAGAUCGACCACGGGCAGAUCAAAUAUGGUGUCUAUCGCAGUAAAGAGUGGCUUACUGAUGGGCUUCGGCGCCGCGUUCGUGGUGGUGGGGGCCGUCAUGGUGGUCUACUGGCCCACGAUAUUUUUCACGCAGUUGCAAAAGAUGAUGAUGCUGACAGAGACGUCGACUUCGUUCUCGAUAUGGCGCGAGGUGCCAAUACCGAUGUACCUGGAGUGCUAUAUGUUCAACAUCACGAAUGUGGACGAAAUCCUAGCCGGCAAGAACGUCACACUCAAAGUGGAGCAGCUAGGACCCUACGUGUAUAGAGAACAUCACACUAAGGAAGACAUAACAUGGAACGACAACAAUACGGUGACGUUCUACAAUCGGCGAGUCUGGCAAUUCCAGCCCGACAUGUCCAAUGGCAGUAUUUCUGACAACAUAACCAGUAUUAAUCCUAUUAUUGCGACUGUUGGUCACAUAAUGCGCAACGAGCCGCUCUUCCUACGUGUGGCAGUCAACGUGUUCAUGGGUAUGAACCACAAGAACCUCUUCCUCACCGCCAACGUGUCCUCCUGGCUGUUUGACGGCAUCUCGGACCCUCUGUUCGACAUCGCCGCGCAGUUCCCUGACCUGCCCUUCGAAAUACCUUUCGAUAAAUUUGGAUGGUUUUAUUCACGUAAUGAAUCAAAGGAGUACGAUGGAGUGUUCGUAAUGAACACGGGCACAGCAGACUUCUCGCAGCUUGGCAACGUGGAAAUGUGGCGGCACUCGAACCGUACAAUGUACCGCGACCAUUGCGGCGAGGUGCGCGGCUCCACUGGUGAGCUGUGGGCACCCGAACUCGGCCAGGAAGAGCUCGUCGUCUUCUCUUCUGAUCUCUGCACAUAUUUAACCUUAUCUAAGUCGGGACCGCUCACUGUCGAUGGUAUAGAAGGAAUGCAAUACUCUACAAACGACUCAACAUUCGACAAUGGUCACAAAUAUCCCAGCAUGGCGUGUUAUUGCGAUGAGGUGCGCGAUGAGAACUGCCUGCCCUCGGGCGCGCUCAAUGUCUCCGCGUGUCGUUUCGGCUCUCCCGCAUUUGUCACAUUGCCUCAUUUCCUUGGAGUUGACUCCUACUACGCGGACAAGAUCGAAGGACUCGCACCAACCGACGAUUACAAGUUCCGUCUAGCGCUGGAGAUGUACACUGGCAUGCCGCUGCAGGUGUUCGCACAGCUGCAGAUCAACCUCCUGGUGCGCUACGUACCCGGCAUCUCGUUAAACAACCAGCUACCUGAUGGUGACACGCUGGUGCCGAUGUUCUGGUUCCGUCAGGAAGUGCGCAUCAACGACGAAUACGCGCGACUCGCUCGCUUCGCUCUCAAUCUGCGCGAUGGCAUGCCUUAUGGCUUCUAUGCGCUUACGGCAAUCGGUAUUAUUUUACUAAUAGUUGGUAUUGUAUAUCUGAUGAGGAAAUUACUGAAGUCACCAGAAACGGCGCCAAUACUUAAUGAAACUAAUAAUACUGAGGAAACUCGUUGACGGUAAUAUUUAUGUCCUAUCGGUUAUUGUAACGUAAAAUCACAUUUGACUUGGCACGUCGGAUACAUCAAAACUCAACAGAACGACGUGCCAACUUAAAUACACUUUGUAACUACCCGAUUUUUUUUUUGACUAAAGCAAUUUUGUCAUUUGACAUAUUUUUCUGUGAGUUUUCAUUUGACAUUUGACACAGUUUCAAUGUCCGUCAUAAAGAAUGUUAGAGAUGACAAGUGUCAUCUUAGUGGAAAUCCACAGUGGAAAUUAUUUAG
This is a messenger RNA of Papilio machaon (common yellow swallowtail), 1959 nucleotides long. RefSeq names its product protein croquemort (gene SCRB3). Gene Ontology annotation, molecular function: scavenger receptor activity. Gene Ontology annotation, cellular component: cytoplasm; membrane. The record is from RefSeq and is a predicted model, not a curated record. The transcript is spliced from 11 exons. NCBI's taxonomy places the organism in Eukaryota, Metazoa, Arthropoda, Insecta, Lepidoptera, Papilionidae. Bases 209 to 1690 code for a protein of 493 amino acids.